AUGAAACUUACUAACACUUAAAGAGGUUUACUCACAGUAUUUGGAGGUUUUACUGUUCACUUAGUUAUUGGAGCAGUAUUUAUGUGGGGGACUUUGAAUGUUUAUAUAACAUCAUAUUUCCGUCAACUAAAUGAUGAAGGUCUAGCUUUGAGCGUUGGAGGAGCUAUCUUCCCAGUUAUGAUGUUAUCAGUAGCAACAGGUAUGCCCUUAGGUAUUAAGGCUGUUUAACUGUUUGGCUCAGCAAGAUACUAUGUUAUGGCUGCUUCCAUUAUUUGCAGCUUUUUAGUCUUUAUUUCUAGUUAUUGCACUUAUUUCUGGCAAUAUGUUUUAGUAUUUGGAAUUUUAUUUGGCCUCUUCUCUGGUACUAUAUAUUUUAUUCCUAUCUACAUGGGCUAUCUCUAUUUCCCCAAAAAAAAAGGUUUUGUGUCUGGCACAGUAUUAUGUGGUUAUGGUUUAUGCUCAUUAGUUAUGGGAUUGACUUUUUUUUCAUUUGUAAACCCUGAUAAUCUAACUUAGGAAAAAGAUCAUGAUGGUUAUUCAUACUUUUAAGGUUCUUCUGUUAUUGUUGCAUAGAGAGUACCUGAAGCGUUAAGAAAAAUGAGUUUAAUUUAUGUAAUUCUUUCAGUUUUUGGUUCAUGCUUUAUUAUGUAUCACCCUAAUCAAAUUGGUGAAGAAGAAAGAAGAUUAAAAAAAUUGCUUUAAGAAAAGAAAAAAAAAGAGGAAAUUCUCAAGCAUAAACUUGAUUUCUUAUCUAGCGAGUAAUUAAAGCCAGUACAAUAACAAGAUAAAAGAAUGAGUGAAAUUUUAAUCUAAAAGAAAAAAGAAGUACUUCAAUAAAACAUAGAAAUUAUCGAGAAAUAAGAAAAAGUGAUAGAAAAACAUAUCGAACUUUAAAAAAUUGAAGACUAAUAAAAAAUUUAAUAUAUUUACUCUGCAGGAGAAAAUAAUUAAGAAAAUGCAUAAAUAAAUUACUUUGGAAACUAUAAUCCAAAUGACAAUGACGAUGAAAGAAAUGCUUAAUUGAAAUAAACAAAUACAACCAGCAGCUUUAUUCAAACUAAAGUCAAUAUUGAUAUGAUUUUUAUGGAAGAAGAUGGAGGUUAAAAUAGAAAAGCCCACACAAAUGAGUAUGUCGAAGAGAUAGAAAAGGAAAUCGAAGCUUUAGAAAUGUCAGUUAAGUUAGAUCAAUAAUCCUUAAACAAAGAAACAUAGAAAGUAGAAUAAAUUCAGAAAUAGUUGGAAAAAGAGGAAUACUAAAAAAUGGGAGCUCCAAGUGUGUAUGAGGCUUUGAAAAAACCACAAUAUUACAUGUCCCUCUUGUUAGCUUUCUUAGCAGUUGCUUUCCCUAUUAUUAUUAACGGAAAUUACAAGAGUGUAGCUAAAGAUUAUGGAUUUUUAAAUGACAGCUAUUAGACUUUAGUAGGAGCACUUGUCAGCGCUGCUAAUGGUUUAUCUAGACCUGCAUAUGCAUCACUGUUAGAUAAGUUUACUUUCAAGCAAAUGUUGACUUGUAUCCUUUGCUUUUAGAUAUUCUUAUCUUUAACUUGUUAAUUAACUAAUGUUAACGAAGUUUUCUUUGCCAUAUGGAUGUUCUUGAUUAAUACUACUUUUGGCGGCGUACUCGCAAUGUGGCCUGUUUUUUCAGCCUAACUUAAUGGAGUUAAGGUAGGAUCUACCAUAUAUGGAACCUAUUGGUGGGCUUUUGGUUUCUCAAAUUUCCUCUAAUUUAUUUUUGUAUAUUUCUUGAAACCAAAAAUUGGAUUUAAUAAUAUAUUCUACAUAUACACUGGUAUCGCUUUUAGCGCUCUUUUACUUCUAAGAUUGUACAACUUCUAGAUAGAUUGGUCCACUUAUUACAAGAAAAAAUAAGAAAAGGAAGAGAAAGUAGUGGCUUUAGAAGUUUUAUAAAUUAAAACUUUGAAUUGA
Messenger RNA from Tetrahymena thermophila SB210, 1926 nucleotides. Its product is annotated as oxalate/formate antiporter. NCBI's taxonomy places the organism in Eukaryota, Ciliophora, Oligohymenophorea, Hymenostomatida, Tetrahymenidae. The record is from RefSeq and is a predicted model, not a curated record. The transcript has 7 exons.